Panicum virgatum (switchgrass) is the source of this 1241-nucleotide messenger RNA. RefSeq lists its product as uncharacterized. NCBI's taxonomy places the organism in Eukaryota, Viridiplantae, Streptophyta, Magnoliopsida, Poales, Poaceae. The transcript has a single exon. The record is from RefSeq and is a predicted model, not a curated record. The coding region runs from base 648 to 1025 and encodes 125 amino acids.
CAGCGGAGAGGAGGAACAGCGAGCGGCAGGCAGCGCGGCAGGGCAUGGCAUGCAGCCGCCUCCGCUGCCUGCCCUGCCGCAGGCUAGACUCUGCGCUGCAAUAGUGGGAGAGGGGGCGCAGGAAGAAAAGGUGACAGACAAACAGGGGCGCAACCAUGGCCACCACCCCACGACCCACACAGGGCGAUUCCCACCCGCGGGAACGCAACAAGCGCAAGCGUCCGAGGCCCAUUUCCUUGGACUCUCCCACGCCCUUAUUCUCCUCACUCUCACCUGCACGCCUCCCGCUUCCUUUCUCGGGCGACGUGACAUUCCCUUCACCUCCCAGAUUCUCUCUCACACACAGCGGUGGCGUUUUUUCAAUCAGCCCAUAACAUAGUACUGUGGCCGAUAGCACCACGGCAUCACAUAAUGGAAGAAAGAAGAAUUAGCCCAGCAGCUUGCAAGACGACCACAAGGCGACGACCGGCGCCGUGACAAAGCUUUGCGGCUUAUAAAUACGCACAUGCCCACAACCACCCCCCUCAAACAACAAACCCCACACGCACCCAACGAAGUAGACAGAGACACACACAGAUACACAAACGGGAACUCAGAGGAGCUGCUGCUGCUGCUGCUGUUCCUGAGCUCGGCUCGUCUCAGCCAUCAUGGGGGUGCAGAGCAGCGACGGCCAGGUGAUGUUCUCCUCCUCCAUCGCGCUGCUGCAGCAGCGGUUCAGGAAGCUGGAGAGGAUCAGGGAGAAGCGGGAGGAGAGGCUUCUCCACGUGCUCGCUCCCCGCCCCAUCGCUGUCCCGAGGGAGACGCCCGUCAAGUGGUUCUUCCACCCGGAGCUGCUCUACCCGUGCAGGCCGCUGCGCGACACCGCUGCCGCCGCCUUAUUCCCAGCCGUGCCGACCACUGCCAGUGAGUGCAAAACCUUCCAGCUCCGCGGCGACCCCAUCACGGUGGAGCUGUGGCCUAGUAAAAUCUACAACUACAAGCAUGUCUCUGGUGAAGUAGACGUCGACACCUCGCUGCACCUCUAGACUGCUGCUGCUGCUGCUGCUACUGGAAAAAUGUUGCAAUGCCCUAAGCUGCUGUUAACCUUGCCAGUCUCAUCGCUCGUAGGAGUUGCUCUCGCUGUUUUUGUGCUAGCCUACUACUAUGUUUUUCUCAUCUUCUGUUGUAACAAGGGGUAUUAGGAGGGGUGAUGGUGAGCUGUAAUUAUUACCCGUAGUAUGAUGGUCUUGGAGUUGUUUUCU